AUGCCGGCCGAAAGGCGUUCUCUUCGAUCAAACAACAAAUCUGACGCUUCUUCAUCUGCUAACGGUGAAAAGGCACACUCGAACUCCCAGAGCUCGAGUGCUAAAGACAAGGCCGCGCCGACUACCCGCGCCGCCGCCAACAAGGCCAAAGCAGCCCCGGCUAAGAAAGGCGCCGCCAAGGGCGCGAACAACGGAAUGGAGGAGAAUGACCAGUCGCACGCCAACGGAUCCAAGUCGACCGAGAAUGGUGUGAAUGGUUCUGAGGAUGUUGAGAUGGGAGAGGAUACGGCAGGUGCGCCUAAAUCCUCAUUCAACACCCGCAAGGACCGGAAUGGUGACGAGAAGAUGACUGUUGUAGUGCCCCCAACCAAGGGUUCCAGAUCAUCCAACAAGGCAGGACAGGACAAGGACGAGGACGUGACGAUGGAGGGCUCGGAAGAUGACGAUGCUGAGAAGACCGAGCCCGAGGUCGACCCAACGACCAAAGCCAUCCAAGACAUCAAGACCAACUUCACCCUGCUCGACCGAGCCGUAGCCCACUUCGAUCCCCGAUUCACCCUACGUGUCCUACGCUCCAUAUCGUCGAUGCGGAAAUACAUCACCCCGGAGGUCCUCGCCGAAGUGAUCGUGGACACAUACCCGGAAUCCAGUGAGACGGCAUCAUUUUUGCUGGAGGCCAUUGGCCAGGCUGGUGCUUUCGAGGGUGUCCAGGAAGCUUCAAAGAUGGAGGUGGACUCUGAGAAGAAUAAGACAGUGCCGAAGGAGAUUCUCCCCGAGGUGGACGCGUACUUGUCUAUCUUGGUACAGAUUUAUCUCUUCGACCAGCGACAAAUCCAGAAGGGUGCCGAGUUCUCGACUAGCCUGAUUGAACGCCUUCGGACUUUGAAUCGCCGCACCCUGGAUUCUCUUGCCGCUCGUGUGUACUUUUAUUAUUCUCUAUUCUUUGAGCAGAUCGCUCCGCUCCCUCCAUCUCCCGCAGCUGCCGUCACCACUAUUCGGCAAACAUUGUUGACAGCUCUGCGGACAUCUGUUCUCCGGAAGGAUGUCGACACGCAGGCUACCGUCAUGACUCUGCUGCUCCGCAACUACCUGUCAACUUCCCAUAUCACCCAGGCAGAUCUUUUGAUCUCGCAUAACCGGUUCCCUGCCGCUGCUUCCAACAAUCAGAUUGCCCGGUAUCUAUACUACCUCGGCCGUAUCCGUGCCAUUCAACUGCAGUACACCGAGGCCCACAGCCAUCUGAUCGGGGCCACCCGCAAGUCUCCUACCAGCCAUAGUGCCCGUGGAUUCUACCAGGCCUCCCACAAGCUGCUCGUUGUUGUGGAACUUUUGAUGGGUGACAUCCCGGAUCGUUCUGUCUUCCGUCAGCCCGCCCUUGAGAAGGCCAUGCACCCAUACUUGCUGCUCGCGCAGGCUGUCAGUGUUGGAGACUUAGAUGGCUUCUUGAACAUCGUCAACACUCACAGUUCCACCUUCCGGAAGGACGGUACCUACACUUUGAUCCUUCGUUUGCGGCAGAACGUGAUCAAGACCGGUAUUCGUAUGAUGUCCUUGUCUUACUCGCGUAUUUCCCUACGGGAUAUCUGUCUUCGUCUGGGUCUUGAUAGUGAGGAGUCAGCUGAAUACAUUGUGGCCAAGGCCAUCCGCGAUGGCGUCAUUGAGGCUACAUUGGACCACGAGCACGGCUUCAUGAAGAGCAAGGAGGUUGGUGACAUUUACGCUACCCGGGAACCUGGCGAGGCGUUCCAUGAGCGCAUUCGCGCCUGUCUUACCCUUCAUGAUGAAAGUGUUAAGGCUAUGCGCUUCCCCAUGAACCAGCAUCGCUUGGAGCUGAAGAGUGCCCAAGAGGCACGAGAGCGAGAGCGUGAGUUGGCCAAGGAGAUUCAGGAAGGAGACAUGGACGAUGAGGAUGCUGGCGGUGACUUCGAUGCCAUCUAA
This is a messenger RNA of Penicillium pulvis, 1938 nucleotides long. Its product is annotated as proteasome regulatory particle lid subunit RPN3. NCBI's taxonomy places the organism in Eukaryota, Fungi, Ascomycota, Eurotiomycetes, Eurotiales, Aspergillaceae. The record is from RefSeq and is a predicted model, not a curated record. Gene Ontology annotation, molecular function: enzyme regulator activity. Bases 1 to 1938 code for a protein of 645 amino acids. Gene Ontology annotation, cellular component: proteasome regulatory particle, lid subcomplex; proteasome complex. The transcript has 3 exons. Gene Ontology annotation, biological process: regulation of protein catabolic process; ubiquitin-dependent protein catabolic process.